GAGGGAAGGCUCUUUAAAAAUGGAAAAAGACACGCAGCGCACGAAGAGUCUUUACGCGUUUCCAACGAUCCGCAGCCGUAGGAUGUUUCCGCGCGCCGCAGCGCAGCCGCGCAGACAGAUAUGAGGAUUGUUUGUUUUGCGUUCAGCUUGAUUUGUAGAGUCCAAGAGAUCAUCCCGGCGAGAUAGCCCCCACGGCCGCAGCUUCUUGUUGCUUUCAGACGCUCAAAAAAGCGCCACACUUACUUUGGAGCGUUAAAGACGCCCGUGGAGUUUUGGCACACUUGGACCGGAUUUGAAGUUUGGCAACAUGAGUUCUGUUAAGAGCAAAGUGGAGGAUGAAGCAGUCGUGGACAGAGGAGCAGCUUUUGUCAAACAUAUCUGCGAUGAAGGGGAAGUAGAGGGCCACCACACAGUCUACAUCGGCGUCCAUGUUCCCAAGAGCUACCACCGGAGGAGACGCCACAGGCGCAAGUCCAGUCACAAGGAAAAGCGGGAGCGGGCCGAACAUGCUACAGAGGGAUACAAGUCUGAUGGGGAGAACGAUUCCAGCGCGUGCAUCCUCAAACCUCUCAUUUCUCCAGCUGAGCGGAUUCGCUUCAUCCUGGGAGAGGAAGACGACGGACCGCCGCCUCCUCAGCUCUUCACAGAGCUGGACGAGCUUUUGUCCGUGGACGGGCAGGAGCUGGAAUGGAAGGAGACGUCCAGAUGGAUUAAGUUUGAGGAGAAGGUGGAGAAGGGUGGUGAGCGUUGGAGUAAGCCCCACGUUGCCACGCUGUCUCUGCACAGCUUGAUGGAGCUGAAAGCAUUCAUUGAAAAGGGAACAGUUAAGCUGGACAUGGAGGGGACCACCCUGCCGCAGGUGGUCGAGACGAUCAUCGACAGCCAGGUUGAGUCUGGGCAGCUGAAGGCCAGCCUCAAGGAGAAGGUCAUGUACACACUGCUAAGGAAGCAUCGCCACCAGACCAAGAAGUCCAAUUUCCGUUCACUCGCCGAUAUCGGAAAGAGUGUCUCCAGUGCAAGUAGGCUGUUCUCAAGCCAGGAGAAUGCACGCAGCCCCCUCGACAAUCCUGUGCCUUCUUUAACGCCACAAGACUCUCUGGAACCAUGUGAGGUCAUGAGGAGCUCCAGCGUGGGAUACCUUUGUAGUCCAACCCCCUCGCACCGGAACCUCACCUCCAACAGUUUGAGCGAUUUCUCAGACAAACCGGAGAAGGAUCAGCUGAAGAAUAAGUUCAUGAAGAAGCUGCCCAGAGAUGCUGAGGCAUCCAACGUGCUGGUUGGCGAGGUGGAUUUCCUGGAAGCACCGUUUGUGGCGUUUGUUCGCCUGCAGCAGGCCGUCAUGUUUGGAGCACUCACUGAAGUACCUGUGCCCACAAGAUUUCUCUUUAUCCUAUUGGGCCCCAAAGGAAAAGCAAAGUCUUAUCGAGAGGUUGGAAGAGCCAUUGCUACUCUGAUGUCGGAUGAGGUCUUCCAUGACAUUGCUUACAAAGCAAAGGACAGACAGGACCUGUUGGCUGGAAUCGACGAAUUUCUGGAUGAAGUGAUCGUCCUGCCUCCCGGCGAAUGGGACCCUGACAUCAGGAUUGAGCCACCCAAGUCCCUGCCCUCCUCAGACAAAAGGAAAAACAUGUAUGCUGGAUUAGACGCGCCUCAGAUGAACGGCGACACGCCUCACGACACGGGGAACGGAGGAGGUGGCGGCGGGGGAGGCCACGAAGUCGGAGAGGAGCUCCAGUGGACAAAAAAGUUUUGUGGGGGUCUUGUCCUCGACGUAAAGAGGAAACUGCCAUUCUUCGCCAGCGACUUUGUUGAUGCGCUCCACAUCCAGUCUCUGUCUGCCAUUCUGUUCAUUUAUCUGGGCACCGUCACCAACGCCAUCACGUUUGGAGGCUUGCUUGGAGACGCGACGGAAAACAUGCAGGGAGUGCUGGAAAGUUUCCUGGGAACGGCGCUGGCCGGAGCGGUGUUCUGCCUGCUGGCGGGUCAGCCGCUGACGAUUCUCAGCAGCACAGGCCCGGUGCUCGUCUUUGAACGCCUCCUUUUCACUUUCAGCAGAGACAAUGACUUUGACUACCUUGAGUUCCGGCUGUGGAUCGGCCUGUGGUCGGGUAUAUUCUGUCUGGUGCUGGUCGCCACGGACGCCAGCUUCCUGGUGCAAUAUUUUACCCGUUUCACAGAGGAGGGCUUCUCGGCUCUCAUCAGCUUCAUCUUUAUUUAUGACGCUUUCAAGAAGAUGAUCAAACUGGCGCACCACAACCCGAUCAACGCGAAUUUCAACAGCGAUCUCGUCACCCAGUACGACUGCCGCUGCAUCCCUGGCAACUCAUCAGAAGACCUUGAUAUUUCUGCCUGGACAAACGGUACAGAGGGUGCUGAUCUGCCGGUUAAUAUUACCUGGGCGUCCCUGACCAAACACGAGUGUGAGAAGUUUGGGGGACAGCUGGUGGGAGAGGUCUGCGACUUUGUGCCUGACAUCACCCUGAUGUCCUUCAUCCUGUUCUUUGGGACCUACACCUGCUCCAUGGGUUUGAAGACGUUCAAGACGAGCCGAUUCUUCCCCACUACGGUGAGGAAGCUAAUCAGCGACUUUGCCAUCAUCUUGACCAUCCUGCUCUUCUGCGUCGUGGACGCCUUGGUUGGCGUGAACACCCCAAAGCUCAUUGUGCCUAGUGAAUUUAAGCCCACAAGCCCACAUAGGGGCUGGUUUAUUGCCCCCUUUGGAGGAAACCCCUGGUGGGUGUACCUGGCAGCUGCUCUCCCCGCCCUGCUUGUUACCAUUCUAAUAUUUAUGGACCAGCAGAUCACUGCUGUGAUUAUUAACAGGAAAGAGCACAAACUAAAGAAAGGGGCCGGGUAUCACCUGGAUCUGUUCUGGGUGGCCAUCCUGAUGAUCGUCUGCUCCUUCAUGGGCCUGCCGUGGUAUGUCGCUGCCACAGUCAUUUCCAUCGCCCACAUCGAUUCGCUGAGAAUGGAGACGCAGACGUCGGCGCCCGGGGAGCAGCCAAAAUUCCUUGGUGUUCGGGAACAGAGAGUAACCGGUAUCUGCGUGUUCCUCCUGACAGGACUCUCUGUCUUCAUGGCCCCAAUCCUCAAGUUCAUUCCCAUGCCUGUGCUUUACGGUGUGUUUCUGUACAUGGGUGUGGCGUCACUAAAGGGGGUUCAGUUCAUGGAUCGCCUGCAGCUGCUCCUCAUGCCUGCAAAGCACCAGCCAGACCUGAUCUACCUGCGCCACGUCCCCCAGAGGCGCAUCCACCUCUUCACCUUCAUUCAGGCCCUCUGUCUUGCUCUUCUCUGGAUCCUCAAGUCCACCGUGGCUGCUAUCGUUUUCCCCGUCAUGAUUUUGGCAUUAGUCGCCGUCCGAAAGGCGAUGGACUACGUGUUUUCCCAGCACGACCUCAGCUACCUGGAUGAUGUGAUCCCGGAGAAAGACAAGAAGAAAAAAGAGGACGAGAAGAAGAAGAAGAACAAGAAGAAGGGAAGCAUCGACAGCGAGAUGGAAUUUUCUGACUACCCCUACCAUGACAAUAUUCCCACUAUAAAAAUCUCUAUGGAAAUGGAGCAGGAGCCCAUGUUGGCAGAUAAAUCUGUGUAUAGAGAUGAGCCGCAGACUUUCUCUAAGCCCCAUUCACCGUGCUGAGAGCUACUUUGAAUCUCCCACCGUAGAUUCCCGCGCCCACGGCUCACCUCGGAUUCGGAUAGAGCGUGAGGUUUCCGGCUCCCUCUUGAGGAAGCGCUCCGAAUCUGAACUGUGAAACACAACAAACAAACCGCUAAAUCAUCUGCACCGCAGUGCCACUUUAUGACGGUGGUUUUUCUUCAACCCCCCCCCCCCCCCCCCCCCCGUGUCAUGGAAGUAUUUAUCUUAUAUAUUGAAGGCACCAAAUUUAAACUAACCCUGCAGGGUUUUCUGCAGAAAACGGAAGCACUACUGACGUAAUCUGAAUGCAGUUUUUACGACUUUAUUUCUUGUUAAUUUAUCAAAGAUCUGUCAUUGUCAGAGCUCCAGGACUAAACAUGAUGUAGAGGGAUCUUAGUUUUAUACUGGAAUUUGUUUUGGUUUUGUUUUUAAACAUCGAACAUAACCAGAUUUUUUUGGUACAGUACUGUAAAAGUUCUUGAAACGCAAAAAAUCGCGGAGGUACUGCUGAGGAUCAGGAGUCCUCCUUUAAAUGUCAUGAACAAAAGGGCUUCCUUAAGUAUGUAUUUAUUGUUUUAUCAUGUAUUUAUUCAUGUUAAGAUGGUUUUCCUCUUUCCCUCUUUUUUUUAUACCCAAGUGAAAUGUAAGCUCACAGUAAAAUAGCUAUAAAUUUCAAUCAUUAAGUAAACGUCUUUGGUGGUUCAGAUAUCCAGGCAAUUUUCACUGAUUGAAGAGGUUUAUGUAGCUUUCUCUUUGUAGAUUGCAGAAGCAAAAAAAAAGUUAUAUUUUGUGCAACAAUUUGAGAUCAAACACCGACUGAAAUAUUUUCUUAAAAUAUCCCAAUUUGUCCGAAUCUUCAAAUUUCUUCUUUGCCAAAAUGAAAUUAUAUAGAAAUGCCUUUAUUUUGAAGGAUUAUUUCACCCAUGUUUUGUUAGAAAUAAAGAGAAACACUGGAAGGGUUUAACUAAACAGCAACAGUUCAUAACUGAUUAUAAAUUGUCUUUUGCCGACUCUACAAAGCACAAAAUUAAACUAAUUUAACUAAAAAAGCAGCCCAAAAACAAAUCGUAACAAACAAACAAACAAACAAACAAACAAACCUUUACUAACUUUCUUACUUGUAUAUCUUUGUAAAACUGAAAUCAAAAAUAAUCACUGUGAGAUGUACACUAUCCAGAUGUGGAAGAACUACUGUUUCAUAGAUGUAAAAAUAAGAAUAUACCUAUUUUCUCCUCAAAAUCAUAAUUUUUGAGACCUUUCUAUUCAUGCUCCACUUAGAUUUCACUUUGCAAUCAUGUGCAAUACUGUUUGGAAUCUGUACAUUUGUCUGAUUGACUGGAUCGUGCUUCCAUUGCAGAUUUAAACACACACAGGUACCAAAAAAACAUGGUGGGAAGCUGAAGACUGACCCAAAAACAACACUUGAUUCUGAUGUCUGUAUAUUUUGACAUCUGACACAAUAAUUCUUGUAUUUUUUGUUUCUUUUAAUACAGAUACUACACAAACUAUUUUGUACAAGCAUCUUAAGUGCUCAAAUAACUGUAUGUUACUCAAAAGAAGUGUUUUUUUAUGCAGUAGGGUUUCAAAUGAGCAAUAAAGUGAUCCAAAUGAUUUUUAAA
This is a messenger RNA of Oryzias latipes (Japanese medaka), 5256 nucleotides long. Its product is annotated as electrogenic sodium bicarbonate cotransporter 1. Gene Ontology annotation, biological process: bicarbonate transport; regulation of intracellular pH; transmembrane transport. Gene Ontology annotation, molecular function: solute:inorganic anion antiporter activity; sodium:bicarbonate symporter activity; monoatomic anion transmembrane transporter activity. NCBI's taxonomy places the organism in Eukaryota, Metazoa, Chordata, Actinopteri, Beloniformes, Adrianichthyidae. Gene Ontology annotation, cellular component: basolateral plasma membrane; plasma membrane. The record is from RefSeq and is a predicted model, not a curated record.